GAGCAAAUUGAGAAUUCAACCCAUCUGUUAAGUUGAUGAGCAAUCUUCCACAAAUGUAGGAUAAAUCCCUGUUGCAUAACACCAGAAUGUAUGGGCUAAUAUGUUUGCAUUUUAUCCAUGGCGGACUCAACCAUCGCUUUAUGGCUGGAUGACAAACUAGCCCAGCUAGCCUUGAAGCCUAAAAGGUAGUUUCCAGCGUUAGCUGGACGGUCGAGACUUGAUUAAUAUCCGAUGCGCAAUGGUCACGAAAAAGUGAUGUGCUACGAUGGCUUCGUAUUUUUCAACCAUUUGCACGCCUGCCGAGGAAGCUUUUGAUUACCCAUUAAUUGCACGUUGCUAUAUUUAUGCACGGGACAUAUCCGGGUCUGCAAAAAACACUAGUAGGCUAGAGCUACUGUACAUGCAAACUAACCUAUGUGAGGUUGUAUCAACCUGGUGGUUUAUGUUAUGUUUGUUUUAUUUUAGAUACGACUAAUGUGAUGCCUUCCCCAUCUAAUCAUCUAUGCCCCUUAAACGAGGUUAAACAUACAUGUCCAAGGCCUUGGUCGGUUAAGACACCCUGUCCUGCAAACAAGAUAUGAUUAAUGUCAGUCGCAAUGAAGAAGAUACUCAAACCAACCAAAAUCAUCUACGUACGAUAACUACCAUUUCGGAGGCGUGGUUAUAAAAUGACAAGUUGUGCGUACAUGUAGCUGCCAGUUUGAAGUGAUGAGGAUGUCAGCAAAUGUUUACAUCAUUUCACCUUGGCGCAGAUCUCUUUCUAUAGUGAUAACAGUGGUCUGUAGUACGAUGUUACAUCGCGCGAUGAACGUGGAAUCUACUGGGCAGUGAAGUUGGAUUGUCCAUCGUGGAAAUGAGACGACCGUGCAGGAAGGGCAUAUUGUGUGCAUGCCACUCACUAGUACAAGUGUAUUUGUUAAAUCCUCUGGAGAAUCUGAAGAGCUACAUCAGCAGUCGUCCUCCGCUGGUUAUUUUUAUGGUCAGUGUCAGCGCUGUGGCCAUCACCUUCCUCACAAUAGGCUACUUCUUCAAAAUCAAAGAGAUCAAAUCGCCGGAGAUGACUGAGGAUUGGAACACCUUUCUCCUCCGCUUUAACGAGCUCGACUUCUGCAUCUCAGAGAAUGAGACACUGAAGCAUGGCCUAAACGAAUCCAUCACACCGGAGAGCACCGUCCCCAGCGGCGGGGGAGGCCAGGCGGGCCGUUCCAGUACCCAGCCGCCCAUCGCGCUGGAGGACCCGGGGCCCAUCAACAUCUCUGUGCCCAUCACGCUCACCCUGGACCCCCAGAGGCCGUUCGGGGGCUACUCGCGCAACAUCACCCACCUGUACGCCACCAUACUGGGCCAGCAGGUCGGCCUCGGAGGGAGGGAAGCUCACGAGGAGAUGAACAUCACGUUCACCCUGCCGGCCUCCUGGAACUCUGAUGACUGUGUCUUGCACGGCCACUGCGAACAGGUGGUGUUUAGCACGUGCAUGACCAUCACUGCGGCCAGCAAUGUCUUUCCCGUCACAGUUCAGCCGCCCCACUGUGUCCCUGAGACGUACACCAACGCCACGUCAUGGUACAAGAUUUUCACGACGGCCCGAGACUCGGACACCAAGUACACACAGGACUACAACCCCUUCUGGUGUUACAAAGGAGCCAUUGGGAAGGUGUACCACGCUCUGAACCCCAAGCUUACCGUCAUCGUACCAGAUGACGACCGGUCCCUGAUCAACCUCCACUUAAUGCACACCAGUUACUUCCUCUUUGUGAUGGUCAUCACAAUGUUCUGCUAUGCCGUCAUCAAAGGCCGGCCUGGGAAAGUAAGACAGAACAACAACAACAACUCAGACUACUGCCCUGAGAAGGUGGCCUUGUCGGAGGGAUAAUAUCGGCGCCGAAACAGAAGCAUAUCUGGUGAGAAAAGAAGGGGAAGAAAACUUGCCUACUGAACCCGUGGGAAGGGUGCAAAUCUCUGUGAAUGCAUUUCUCUGCAAUGUUGGGUCCCUCCAACCAAAGACAUAUAAGUGCCUGUAUCUACUGUGUACAUAUUUGUAGAACUCUUAUUCAGUACAGAAGCAGUUUGUCUGAGCCCCUACCUAACAACUCCCCCACCCAACCACCAUCAUCCCCAACACACACACACACACACACACACACACACACACACACACACACACACACACACACACACACACACACACACACACACACACACACACACACACAUACACACUCCCUUGUGCCAUCCACAUUCACCUCUGAGAGGAGAGGAGAUCAGCAAAGGACUCUGGACUGUAAUGCUUCAUAGUGAUCUAAUAAACUUCUGUCACAUUAUUUAAUCAUCUGACAACCUUCUGUGCCGAAAAAGCAGAGGUUUGCCCACCUACCUUGUUGUUUUCCAACCAAGUUCAUCAUUACUUGAGGGUGACUGACUGAUGUCUGAAAGGUUUUUUGUUUGCCUUUUUCCCUUGGCAUUUGUGUCUUUUGUUAAUACUUGUUUCUUUACUCCAUGUCACUUCCCGACUGAGUGUGGUCAUGGUUUGACAUUGCGGUGCAAAGUUUGUUUUGAUUUUAUCAGAACCGCAUGGAUGGGAACCUGCUUGGGCUUUCAUUGGGAUUUUUGCCUCAAAUUGUAGAGAUUGACCAUUGGGUGGCGUUAUACCUCAGUCAUUCAUAACCUUACCUUUCCAGUUGUAAAUCUUUACUUGCCACCUUAUCGAAGAACAUGACAUGAAGGCAACCACAUUUUGCCAUGAUUUAUUUUUCUGUGUCAGCGACCAUCCUACGUCUGUGUUGCUCAGAAAUUGUCAUCGCCUUGCGCAGGAGAACGUGGCAUUAUGGGUUUUGUGUUAGUGGAACUCAAGACAAAGCUAUUGGCAUAUCCUGAUCUACCCAAGGUUGUGGUUUUGUUUUUUGUUUUGAAAAUUGAAAAGCACUUUAAGUGUAUGAGUGUAUUUUAACGCAUAUUGUGUUGGGUUUUACAGACUCACUGCUCAUUGAACUCUGUAUGACUUGGCCUUUUGUUAUCAGCAUAUUAUUCAAUGUUUCUCUCACUGUCGAUAGUUGGUCAUGCAUAUGGUGCAUUUCUAUUAGUUUUCCUGAAUUCACUGUAGGGUUGAAUGUACUAAAGCAAAGCUAAUGCAGACAAUGCAGCACUUGUCUUUUGAAGAUCACCUGGGAUUUCCUUUGUAUAAUAUAUAAUUUACUGUUGACAUGCAUUUUUUUUAUUUUGACAGUCUAUCUAUCCCUUUAAUCUAGUAUUCGAAACAGCUCCCGCACCUUUGUCAGAAUCUUGUAAUUAUUUUUUUUGUGGAAGUAGUAGGAAAUUAGGUUUGUAAAGCUACUGUCGGAACCCUUCCCUGGAAAAAAAUGCUGCCUACACAUGCAUCAUACCCCCUAUGGUGCUGUAUAGUUAUAAAUAAUUGCCUACCCAUUAGUUCUCCCUUGAAACGCAGCUUCUUCUCCAACUCUGAUGGUCUUAACUAGUCUUCCCACCAAUAGACACAAGAUGUAGUAUUUAGCACUAACAGAAGAACUGUGCUGUGCAAGUUUGCUGGUUCCGUGUAAAUGUUGGCGGAAACCAGGUCCAACACUAUUGCACACAAUAUUGGGGUAUGGCCAUCGUAAACAAAACGCAUUGCACAUCAACGCAUGAAAAAUUGUCUGAUCAACAAAUGUACUUACGGUAAAUUAACUUUCCUUUAAUCCUUGAUGUCAGUGUGUGUGCGUGUGUGUGUGUGUGUGUAAACUUGAUGCACUGGCCCAUACUGCAGAAUGCCUUAAUUCCAUUCAUUAUUGUAAGUACCGUGCCACUCUGCUUCUCUCCUUUGUCCCAUCAGUCUGAGUUUUGUUUUUGUUAAAAGUAUUGCAGAACAACAAUAUGAUUUGCCUUCUUCACUGCAAGCUCUCACGCUUAGUGCUUCAACUCCUAGCCGUCACCAUGUGCAUCAAUGUAUCCCAAAUUCCAUCAAAUUCCUUAGAACGGCAUCUAUCUGAAAAAAGGAAAUUGUACAAAUGUGAUAUGAGUAUUUACAAUUUAAUUAUUUGCCCGGCAUAUAAAAUCAAACAUAUCAUUGCGUUGACAGAUGUACAUCCUACUGGAUUCAUUGAGUUGCAAUGGAGUGAAGCAAAACUGUUGUGCGUAAUGUUUUCAGGAGGUUCUUCUUUUCCCAUUGCCUUUGCAUCUAAUGGCGAUAUGUAAUUGCCAGGUGUAACAGGUCACGGGUGCAUUUCUUAAAGCCAUUGUUGCUAACUAUGUUAGCUACUUUGUUGUUUAGAAUGCACUUUCCCAUUGGCAACCACCCAAGUUGCUAACUGGCUAACAACUACGCUUUUGAGAAACUCACCCCAGUUUUCUUUCUUGUCAUUUUUACAUGCUUGUCUGAAAUCCAUUUUUGUGCAACAUCCGCAUCCAGCCACGUAUGUGCCUUUGCACUGGCCACCUCUUGACACCUUUUGUAAAUAGUUUCUUCUCUUUCUUUCUGUUUCAUAAUGUGAUGACGACGGUCAUUGUGGCAAUGACCAAAAUAUUUCCUUAAAAAAAAGAAACUGCUGUAUAUGGUUGAACGUGUGAGGGAACCCUUUGAUGUUCGUAUGUUGCAUGUGUUUCACAUGAGCAUUUUCCUUGUUACUGUUUCUUUAAAAAAAACAUGGCAGUUGGGCCAGUACUGGUUUGGAUCAAAUCUUUUUUUGGUUGUUUUGUUUCACUUUUGCAAACUCAAAUAACAGAUGUCCAAUCCAUGGGGAUGACUCAAGAUUUUCUUUUCCAUAACAGCAAGGCUAAAGUGAUUAAAAUGUUUGAUUUUUAGAUCAUUUCAUUUAAAAUCUCGUGAAAGUGCACUGAAUUUCUUUUGUUAAAUAUUUGAAUGCUUGUAAAGGAGCAAUACUAGUAUUUAAUAUGAUCUGCCAUGUAUCCAGUUAACAUGUUUUAUUCCCCAUUUUAUAGUUUAAUAACUAUCAACGGAUUGGUAGUGUACCUUCUGGGCAUGAAAGUUCACUCGGUGAAGAGCACAGUCUUGCCAAACGGAUGACCUUUUAAUUAGGUUUUUUUUUUUUAACAACAAGGGAGUUUUGGAUUCAUGAAAUUCAUUCAAUGCAAUUUGAUCAUCAAUGACUGCUUCCAUUUUGGUUUAUUGAAGGAACACACUCAUUUUUGUGAUAUUAGUUUGCUAUGGCCCCAUGAUUGUGGCUUACACUUUUGACAAACGGGUAUAGCCCAUUGUCAUUGAUUUCACUCUGGGGUCACUUGGAAAUCACACCAAGGUCCUUGCUAUCAGACUAGGUAGGUCUGCCGGCUGGGGUAAAGGGACAUUUAUUCUCCUCAUCUAAUUCAGCAACAGACAGCAAGGCAACAACCCCCCUCAAAAAGGUGACGUGUCUGUAACUGGGAAGGAAAGUAGACACUGUCUUGUCUCUAGGGAUUUUGAAGGAUCUAUACUUUUCUCCCUCUUGUUUGACAAAGAUCCUUGUUGGAUCCAUGCAUUGCAGAUUAAGUUGUGUUUUGGCUUUUGGGAUUGUCCAUGGCGCUCUUUUCUCCUUGAUCUUGAUUCUUGACCCAAAGAGAUGGAUUCACCUGCUUGGGAGACAAGACAGAGGAAUCCUAACAUGACCUUUAUCCUUCUGACCACAUCUAGCUUUCUACUUUGGACUGAGAUUUUGAUGGCUGAUUGGUUGAUUGUCCCCCGUUGAGUGAUUAUAAGUAUAUACUGGUGUAUAUACUUGAGAGCUACCGUUACUAGUUGAUUGUCCCCGUCGAGUGACAUAAAGAGUACUGGUAAGCCUUUUGAAUAGGCAGCACUCGCCCCCUCCUGGAAGAGAACUCAUGUGGUACCACACCUCCCUCACCUGUCUUGUUGCAUGACUGUAAAUGUUUCAACCGCUGUUCUGUUUGUAUGAAGACAAUCCCUGUUUCUGUGCUGUUUGUAAAAUACUGUAGGCACAUGCUUUGCUGAAUAAAAAAACAAUUAUAACAAAAGAGACUUCA
Molecule: messenger RNA, 5970 nt
Organism: Engraulis encrasicolus (European anchovy)
Lineage: Eukaryota; Metazoa; Chordata; Actinopteri; Clupeiformes; Engraulidae
Gene: tmem248
Product: transmembrane protein 248
Exons: 7
Coding region: 854-1873 (339 amino acids)
Source: RefSeq, a predicted model, not a curated record